GGUGCCGCCUGCGGCGGGGGGGGGCAGGGCGGUGACCUGCACAUCCCGGCUCCUUCUUCCUCGGAGCAGCGGGGGUGGAGAGAGAGGGGCUGGGGGAGGUUCUCUCCGCCCCCGUCGGAGGGAGCGGAGCGAGGGGAAAGCAUGUGAAAAUUGUUCCUAUUUCUUCAGGUCUGUGGACGUGCGUUUUACGUUGGAGUUAGAGGCAGCAUUUUUGAAAACUCUUUGCAGAGUGGCUUUCUGGAAGUAUGCAGAUGUUUCUUCUGUUGAAUAAAUACUAAGUUAAAAACCAAAUUAAAGCCCCCACAACAGGAAUUGUGUCAGUAGUGGUUUUUCUUCCUGCCCUCCAGUAAAUAAAAGUGUGGUCCUGACAAGCUGCUUCUGGUAUCAGUAACAGACCACCUACCAUGAGCAACUCUACUCCAGCUACAGAUAAUGAGAAGAAAAAAAGUAAAGGAAAAAGAUCUCAGUGUUCCCCUUCACGUGUCCUUCAUAUUCGUCAAAUUCCAAAUGGUGUUACUGGAGCAGAAGUUGUUUCAUUAGGUCUCCCUUUUGGCAAAGUAACCAAUCUCUUGAUGCUAAGAGGAAAAGGUCAGGCAUUUUUGGAAAUGGCUUCCGUAGAUGCUGCUGUUUCUAUGGUGAACUACUACACUCCUGCUACACCUCACCUCCACAAUCAGCCAGUUUAUAUUCAGUAUUCCAAUUACAAGGAACUUAGGACUGACAAUCAGCAUAAUCAGGCUAGACCCCAACCUGCACUGCAAUGUGCGAAUGCUGUGCAGCAUGGAAACCUGGGUAUUACAAGUGCUCUUGCUGCUGAAGGUGGGGUCCUUCCAAGUAAUGGUUCUGUUCUUCGAAUCGUUGUUGAAAAUGUUUUUUGCCCUGUCACUUUAGACAUACUUUAUCAGAUUUUCUCUAAAUUUGGCUUUGUCUUGAAGAUUGUCAUGUUCCAUAAGAACAAUCAAUUUCAAGCUCUGCUCCAAUAUGCUGAUGCAAUGCAUGCAUAUUAUGCCAAAAUGUCUCUGGAUGGCCAUUGUAUCUACACUGGCUGCUGCACUCUGCGUAUUGAUUUCUCCAAGUUAACUAACCUAACGGUGAAGUACAACAAUGACAAAAGUAGAGAUUUCACUCGCAUUGACCUUCCUUUUGGUGAUGGCCAGCGAACCAUGGAGGCAUCCUUAUCUACUCCCUUUGCUACCCAAAAUACCAUAUGUCCAUCAUAUACAGGGCCUCCUGGGUUUGCCCCAGCCUUGGGCUUUCCUCAGGGAGCAGGUCCUUCUGUUCUGCCUGUUCCUGGAGCACUUGGUCCUUUCACAGUCACCACAUCUGCAGCACCUGGACACAUGACUAUUCCUGGUAUUCCAGGAAACUCCGUUUUAUUAGUCAGCAACCUCAACCCUGAAGUAAGUUUGAUUGGUGGAACUGAUGCCAUCACACCUUAUGGACUAUUCAUCCUGUUUGGUGUGUAUGGUGACGUGCAUCGUGUGAAAAUCAUGUUUAAGAAAAGAGGAAUUGCUUUGGUUCAGAUGGCAGAUGCAACCCAAGCUCAAUUAGCUAUCAACUACUUGAAUGGACAGAGGCUUUAUGGAAGGGUCAUGCAUGCUACUCUUUCAAAGUAUCAGACAAUUCAACUUCCUCGUGAGGGACAAGAGGACAAAGGUCUGACAAAGGACUACAGCAAUAGCCCUUUACAUCGCUUUAAGAAUCCCUGCUCUAAGAAUUUCCAAAAUAUCUUUCCUCCAUCUGCAACCUUGCAUCUGUCCAACAUCCCGCCUUCUGUUACUGUUGAUGAUUUGAAGAACCUUUUUACAAGUAAAGGAUCUACUGUGAAAGGCUUCAAAUUUUUCCAGAAAGAUUGCAAAAUGGCUCUUAUCCAGCUGGGCUCUGUGGAAGAAGCAGUUCACGCUCUCAUUGAGCUUCACAAUCAUGACUUUGGAGAAAACCAACAUCUCAGAGUUUCCUUCUCAAAAUCUUCAAUCUGAAUUUUCUGUGAAUUUUCCCUUUAAGGCUGCAUAAUGGUUUUAGUAAAAUCUUCAAACAGAGACUGAGACAGCUCUGAUCAACUCUGUCUCUUAAAAGAAAAACCUCAUUCAUACACAAAGAAUUAAGUGAUUAUUUUUUCUGAUUCUAGCUGCAGUUAUGUCAUCCAUAGAAAGAUCUUCUGUGAAGUCAUUUUAGCAACAAUAUUUAUCAUCAAAUUUCCUACUUAAAAUUAUGUUUUGAGACCAUCCUUUCAGCUUUUGUUUGAAAUCAGCCUUACAAAACAAUUUUGAGUGCUUUUACAAUGUACCAAAUGAGUAUGUUUAAUGAAAAAGUAAACCUACUGUGUGCAAUUUCACAUUAAUUUGAAUGUGAAAUAGUGCUUGGGUUUCUUGAAGAAAAGCAAACAGUAACUGUGAGUAUCCUCUAAAUAGUAUUUAUGUUACCAAGGUGUGUGUUCAUACUUUGGUGAAUCUUUACAAAUAACUUGUUUAUAAAAAUAAAAAGUCUGUGCUGUUCUUAUAGAUUAAAUUAUUAGAGAAAAGGCAGUGCCUUCUCUCUGUGGAAUAAAAGUAUUUGACAAGUUUCUUCAAGGUGUGGUAUUGGAAAAUUAGUUUGACUUGACUCUGGGUUGGAAGUUUGAUGUCCUAUUUCUACUAUGAAGGGAUGUGUAACAGUACCUUGGAGAAAAUAAAACAAGAAAAUGGUCUUGAUUUUAAAUAUUUUUUUUUACAUUUCUCUAAAUAAUUAAAUGUUUGCAAGCUUGUGGAAGAUAUUCAGGUCUGUGAUAGUUUCUCAAGUUUUUAAGAAGUUAUUUUUGCUAAGGUCAUCUUUCAGGGCAGAAAAAUUGAACCUUGAGGUUUUUUACCACUCUACAGUCUAAUACUUAAAUUACUGUAUAUUUACCUAAUUUCUUAUUUUGUGCCUUACUAUAUGUGUGUGAAUAGAUUAGAAUGCUACCUGAAGUGUCUUGCAAAAAUAUUGUGGGCUUUGUGAAAAUUCUCCUCUGGGUCUUUUUGUAAAUGUUUUCCACGAUAAUUCAAAAUAUAUUUUUUCAUUAAUUAAUAUUUUGAAUUGUAGUUUCUUGUGCUUUCUUAUGGAGAUUGGACGUAGAUGAGACUGAGGUUUCAUUUGUUGUGAAAUCACAUAGGAAUUCUUUAAAUUUACCUAGUUGCACUACUCUGAUGGUAGUCCUUCACUGAUAAAAAAAUCACAUCCAGAAAAAAUAUACUAAAAAACAAAAUAAACCUGUAUAGGAGGGCCAAACAGCAAAUCCAGUUAGUUUUCUGGACUUCAUCUGACUUUUUGAGAGACACUGGCUGUGUCAGAAUAUUCUUUCAGGUUUCUGUAUUUCUUUUAUUUUUAAUACUUUACAGUAUUAAAGUAGUAGAAUACUAUCAUUCUUUCCUUUUUAAGUAUGAAAAAAUGUUUGAUACUGAAUCUUGAUUCCUCUUUGGGGAAUGAGCUGAGAUGCAGUUAGGUUUUGGCCAUGAGUGUACAGAUGAAUACUAAUGACUGAUCAUAUUUUAAAAAGCUAAAUUUAAUUUUAAGAGCUUUUUUCCCUCUAGUAUUUUCUUUCACAUAAAUUAAUUGAAAAUAAAUUUAAUUUUACUUACCACAUUUUAAAGACCUAUUUCUUUCAAACAUGGCAUUUAUUUACUUCUAACUAUUGCAGAAUUUGUUUCUGCUGUAAUGUUUUGCCACUCAUAAUUGUUUUUGUUCAUCUGAAUUGUAAGACUUUAUCUUUCUAGAAGAAAAAGUAUGUUUCUAUCAUGAUCUGAGUGCUCUGUAGUGAGCUUUCUCAAAUUUUCUCUCUGAAUUAUUUUUGCAAAAUCAGCCUUAUAGUAGCUUGCCAGAUACUACCUUGAUCUAUGUAAAUUGAUUACAGGUGUAGUAUUACGGAAACUUCCCUGCCUGACCAUCUGGGAGCCUCUCUGGCAGUCACUCUUGCACCACCUGAGCUGGACCUGGGGCUCUUCCCAGUUACAGCUCCCACAUUCCCACAGUCAGAGCAGGUUUCCUCACUGGGCUGACCCCAGGUUUCCCACAGCAGUCUCAGGCAUCCCAGCCAUUAAAAUCAUUUCAUCACAGCACAAUAACAAACAAACAGCUCGGGCUGGUGUCUCUGGGGAGGGACCCAGAACAAAGGAACCCCUGGGCUUUUAUCCCCUCACCGAGCAGGGGAAGGUGUGGGACCGUCGGCUCCUGCCGUGUCCCAGUGUCCGGUGCCCUGGCUGGGCCACGGGCCCCGGGCCCUUGUGUGCCCAGGAUGGGCUCCUCAGGGCCUCUGUGCCUGGGCUGGCCCGGCCUGAGCUCAGCCUGCAGCUCCCACUGCAGCUGCACCCCGAGCUGCCUCAGGGAGCAUGUUCCUCAACAGCAGCAGCCAAUCUGACUGCACGGAUGUAGCUAUAUUAAGUGCUGUACAACACAACUAUAUAAAUAUGCAGAAUGUACUAUGUACUGGAAAGUUCAACUGGCUUAGAGAAAAUAUUCCCCUAAGGGAUGUUAUCUUUUGGAUUUCACAGAAUCACAGAAUGGUAUGGGUUGAUCUCCAUGAGGUUCUCACAGUCUCACUGCUCAGUCUGUCCAGAUCCUUCUGGAUGCUAUCCUUUCUUUCCAGGGAUGCUGACUGCACCACAUUAGCUUGAUGCUGUCAGCAAACUUGCAGAGGGUGCAGUUGAUUCCACUUCCACGUCACCAACAAGGCUGUUUAACAGCUCUGGUACCUGAUUAUCCUUACAGAGCACUGCUCAUUAUUGGUCUCCACUUGGACAUCAAGCUGUUGACUACAACUCUUUGAAUGUGGCCAUCUAGCCAUUUCCUUUUCCAGCUAGAGGUCCACUCAUCAAAUCCAUGUCUCCAGUUUAGAAACAAGGAAGUUUUGUGAGAGAGUGUCAUGCUUUGCACAAGUCCUGGGUGUUAACAUCAGUUGCUCUUUUCUUAACCACCAUUGCUGUAACUCUGUUGUAGAAGGCCCUUAAUCUGUCAGGCAUGAUUUGGCUUUAGUGAAACCAUCUACUUCAUAAUCUUACUGGGAACCAAGGUGGGACUUCCAGCCUUAUAGUUUCCUGGGUCUUUCUUAUUUCCCUUUUUACAAAUGUAGGCUAUAUUUCCCCUUUCCAAGAAAAGCAUUAGCUUUCACAGUUUCAUUGACUUAGGCUGCUCAGAAAACCUCUUUUCCUCCCAGGCUACAUGUUACUUCCACCCUCUGUACCCUUUCGUUUAGUAUUUUGAGUUCAUCCAGUAGCUCCUUGUUCAUCUAACACCAUUCUGAUAUUUUUGCCCAACUUCCUCUUUGUUGGGAUAAUCACUCCUGAGCUUGGAGAAGAUGAUCCUUUAUUUAAGGGUGAUUCUUUAAUACCAAUCAGCUUUCUUGGGUCUCUCUUCCCCCCAGGGCUUUAUCCCAUGAUACUGUAUGAGGCAGAUCCCUGAGGAGGCCAAAGGCUGCUCUCCUGAAGGCCAGGGUAGUGAGCUUUCUGUGCACCUUCCUUGCUUUCCUAAGGAUCUCAAACUCCAUUUUGUGGUCUUUGCAUUCAAGGCUGCCCUCGAGCUUCACAUUUUUCACCAGCCCCUCCUUGUUGGGGGAAAAAACGUCCAGCAUAGCACCUCCUCUCCUUGGCUCCUCCAUCAAUUGAAGAAGGAAGGUAUCAUCAAUGCAUUCUAGGAAGCUUCUGGAUCGUGCUGCUGUGUUGACAGAUAUUAGGGUGGUUGAAGUUCUCCAUAAGGAACAAGGUUUGUGUAUGUAAGGCUACUCUUCUCUGUAAGGGGCCUCAUCUCUGUGUCCCUGGUCAGACAAUCUGUAGCAGACACCCACUAUAGAUCCACCUUCCCUUGCCUGCCUUUAAUCCUGACCCAUUAACUCUCAAGUCAGCUCGUCAUCCAUCCCCAGGUGAGGCUCGGCGAUCUCCAGCUGGUCAUUGACAUAGAGGGCAACAUUAACUCCUUGCCUACCCUUCCAGUCUUUCCUGAAGAGUCUAUAUCCUUGCAUUCCAGCAGUCUACUCUUUGGAGCCAUCCCAUUGUGUGUCCAUGACAUACCAAUGAGGUCAUAGGCAUGCCCACAUUAACUCUUGGAGUUGAGACCCUAAUGAAGCUGACUUACUGGCUGGAGUAGCUGGAAUUCCUUUGUGUUGUUCUUCUGGUGUUUUUCUGCUGACGUGUGAUCCCUCUUAAGGCUCUGGGCAUUGGCACCAAAUUAAUAGGAGUGGGAUGUGUUGGGAUCCAUUCCCAUAUGGGCCACCAAGUGUUGGUGUCGGUGCUUGGCACCAGUUGAUGGAAACUGACUGUCACCAUGAGUUUAUCAUCUUACUGUAAAGCUUUCAUACCUUCUCUGUGAGUUCCCACAGGCAGCUUCUCACAACACUGACUCCUUCUCCUUCUGCAUGGCUGGCUGACUCCUCCCUGUCCCUUGCACAACUGCCUGACCCUUCCCACUCCUCACAGCACAGCCAACCAACUCCAGCUCUCCUCUCAGCCAGCUAACCCGUUCUUUUAUGGCACCCAUCCUUACUGGACAUAGCUGUGCCCUGUUAAGGGCAGGGCUGUUCCUGCUCUUUGGUAAUUAGUGCAGCUGCAGAUCUGCAGGGGUGAGAUUGCCUUCAGCACUAUAUCUAUUCUCCUACAAUCCAUCCUCUCACUGGGAUGGACUGAAGUUCCCUUCCCCUGGCAUCUUUCAUUUAAAGCCCUUCUCACUAGCCUGGCAAGCCUGUGGCAGAAGAUGCUCUUUCCCUCUUCUAACAUGAUGGACCCCAUCAGCUCUCAGUAGACCCAGUUUCUGAAAGCAAGUCCCAUAGUGAAUGCAGGCAAACCCCUGGCUGGGAUACAGCCCCAGAGGCAUUUGUUGGUUCACCAGAUUUGACUGGCCCUUUCAAACACCUUUCCUUUGACUGUGAGCAUUGAUAAAAGACUGCCUGUGGAAUCUUAAAUAUUCUAACUUAGAAAAAAUUUGAAUGUUGGUAUUUAUUAUGUUUGCUUUCUGGUUUUGUGAUGCAAGUAUUGUGUAUCUUGAUUCACCUUUACUGUUCUGUUUUUGCAACCAAAUUAUUCUUGCCAACAUACUUUUAGAUUUGUGUGUAUCUGAAAGGUGCUUCCUCUUAGGGAGAUCUGCUUUUAAAAGAUAUGCAGAUAAGCUUUAGAACUUGACAGUACACCUUAACAUUUGCUUAGCAGCGUGAAGGCACUAGUUAAGGCUACUUUUUCCCUUUUAGUGUUCCACCUUGGAAAACUGAAAGCAUAAACACAACACUUUAGUUAUUACAAUGUAUUGUUAGUGAAGAAGCAUGGCACAAGGAAUACUUUUUAUACUUUGUGCUUGACUCAUUAAUGCCUGGUGCAGAAGCACAGUUGCAUCUCAGUUCUUGAUUCUCUAAAGCCCUUGAUAUCUGUGAAAAGAUUCAGGAAAGAAUGAUAUUCUACAGUCUCAUGGUGAUGUGGAUGGAGUGGGGCCUUCAAAGGCCUUAAUCCUACCUUUCAGUCAGAUUAUAGAUAACUUUAAGCAGUUACUCAAAGAAUUGUCCAUGUUAAUUUAAAAAAAUAAUCAUACGGAACAAAUUCUCUGUUAUUCACAGUUCUGCUUGGUGGUCCUCAAUGUGAAUUUGCUUCCUUAAUAUGUAAGGCUUUAAACAUACUACAUUCUAUGUCUUUUGCCUUUUUUCCUGUUACCUGGUAAUUCUGAAGAGGAUUCUGGCUUCAUCUUCUCUAUACUGUGGCCUUAAGCUGUUAAAGAUAUGUUUAUAAUUUCUUUAACAUAUGUUAUUAAUUUCUGUUUGUGAAAUAUCUGGUAAUGUGCACAGUUUAAGCUGAAAUUUGGGCACGUGGUGGGAUUAUUUGGGGCUGUCUUAUGCAGGGCCAGGAGUCAAACUCGAUGAUCUUUGUGGGUCCCUUCCACUUUGCAUAUUCUAUGAUUCUGUGACUGUGUGGUUAUGUCUCUGUAUAUGUCUUGACCUUGAAUCAACUCUGAGUUACCUCCUAGUCCAUUUUUUCUGAUGGAUGCACGCUUGGUUCAAAGUGUAAUAAGGCCUUUUUAACAGCCCAGGAGCAGCUAAGUGCCUUUUCAAAUGAUCCUUGAUUUUUAUUUUUAUUGUUAUAUAAUGGUAAAACUUUCAUUUCUUUUAAUUUCUGCAGAACUCCUAAAACAUCAGAAUCAACUUUUGAAACUUUGACUUAUAAUUUGACUCAGUUGCCUUGUCUGCUGGUCCUAUAAGUUGCAUUGGAUUUGUGUGCUGAUAAAUUGAGGUCCUUUUUAUUCAGAAGAUAUUCCGCAUACUUGUGGAAACUUGCCUAUUUUUGACAUUUUUCUGAUUACAGGCAGCAAACCUGUGUUUGUGUGCCAAGAAAUCUAUUAGUCCUUGUGGAUAGUAGUGCCAGUGAGGUCUGUCUGAUCAAUUAUCUUGGCCUCCUCUGAUUCAUGUCAGUAGGAAAGUGGUAAGUUGGGGUUUUUUAUAAGAAAUGUAGACCUACUACUUGCCAUUUUAUGUUAGCUUAUAUUUCUGUUUUUCAAAUGAGAGGUCAGCUGCCUACAAAAAGCAUUGUAUGCCUUAACCUUUGGCCCUGACAUUUUGUUAGCCAGAGCACAACUAGUAGACUUAGUCUUGUUACUGUUAUGCUGAAACUAUACUAGUCAGAUUGCACAAAAUUUUUUCUUUACAUUAACUUUAUCUUCUUUCCAAAGUUUGGUUUGCUAUGUACAAGAUUCUUUGUCUGCUCUUUUCAAAGCAAAUCCUAACAGUUAGAAUAUAAAAUUUCUGAAGUUAAAUACUUCAGGAUUUUAUUGAUGGGGGAUGUGAUAUAGGAACAAAAUUGGACCAAAGUUUUUGUGCCUUCAGUAGUUUUAUAUGUAGGGCUUUUCAUAUACGUAGGUGUCUUAAGUAUAAUAAAUACAUUUUUCCCCUCUGGAAAAUGUAUAUUUAUAUUGUGAAAAAUUAAUAUUGUCUACUGACUAUACAAGAAGUGUACUACAGCUGUUUCAAUACGGAUUUAAUUAUUCUACUGUCUUUCCCAUUACAGGGUGGUUUUUUUUGGUUGUGGGUUGUUUUUUUUUUUUAACUGCAAUAUGUAGGAAUCCAAGCAUAACUCACAUUAUUUCCUACUUCAGAUAAUAAUGACGUGUUGUGCUUGGAGCCGUCCCAAAGAAAUUAAAUGCUUACAUAAUUGAAGGUCCUUGAUAAAUGAAGAAAGCUUUUACUUUAGCAGAUUAAUGUCAUCAUUGUAAGCAGUUUUUCAGUUCUUGGAAACUGUGCUUUGUUUAUGAGUGGGAAGGUACCACACAUAAACUUGAUUUCAAGUACUUUCCAAUUCUUUUUGAAUAUGUUACCCACUUUCUGCAGAAGUUCACCAUAGAACUGCAGCAGCACAAGACGAAAGUUGCUAACCAAGCAGAUUAUUGCAUCAGAAUGUCACUUCAUUCUCUGACCAAAGAGUGUUCUGGUUUUACUGAGAUAUGAAAACCUGUUUUCUCUCACAUUCCUUUCUGAUGGGAAGACCCAAUGCAAAGUGGCCUCUAUUUGAGACUGUUACUGGUGAUAGAAACAGUGGAAAAUGAAAAUAGUAAUGUGAACCAAAUGGUGUGAGACAAUGCAAAAAGUUAAUAUAUUGCUUUUAGUACUGUACUCAAGACACAGUAAACAUCUCUAACAAUUGCUGUCAUUUCCUCAUUUCACAUGAUCUGUUCAUAAAAAUUCCAUUUCAGUUUUUAAAUAUGUUCAUCUAACACAAGAAAAUACUGUAAAUAUUUGUAACAUCAUGUUUUGUUUUGGUUUUGUUUUGUUUUGUUUUUUUUUUAAUCUGGAAAAAGAGUGUUUGGGGAAACAAAUGGAAAUGAAAAAUGUUUUUAUAUAAAAUUAUUGUCUGUAUAUUUUAAUAAGCAAAAGCUUUCAUUUGUAAAGCAUCUUGUGGCAUUGCAUGAAAAGUAUUUUAUAUCUGUGGAGAUGACUUAAAACUGAAGAGAUAUAAGAUGUAUUAAAGAAACCUAUUUUGUGACUGUGUAGUGCAUGGUGAAUAUGAUUUUGUUUGUGCUGUAAUAUAUUCUGGUUUUUUAGGUUAGUGUGUUUUCUGAUUACAUUAUAUCUAUGCCUAACUAAUUUCUUAACUCUAGUUGUUGUAGCAUGUCUUUUAAUAAAUGUAAUUAUGACUUAAA
Molecule: messenger RNA, 10110 nt
Organism: Melospiza melodia melodia
Lineage: Eukaryota; Metazoa; Chordata; Aves; Passeriformes; Passerellidae
Gene: PTBP3
Product: polypyrimidine tract binding protein 3
Exons: 16
Coding region: 405-1979 (524 amino acids)
Biological process (GO): regulation of RNA splicing; mRNA processing
Cellular component (GO): nucleus
Molecular function (GO): mRNA binding
Source: RefSeq, a predicted model, not a curated record